AUGGGCACUAGUAACAAGUAUGUGGAUCCAGAGAUCGCCAACAGUAAGGAUGCGAUUCUCAAGGCGACGUCCAGUGCCAAACGCAUGGUCGGGUACUCGGUAUUGGUUGGCAGUAUGGGAGUGCUGGCGGUUAGUGGAAUCCUCCUCGGACUCCAUUUCAGUGGAAACCUAGACAAAUUGGAUGAUGACGCAGAAGAAAUGGUAGUGAUAAACUCCGGAGCCCAGGUGGGUGCCGACAUCAAAGCCCCUAUCACCGGUGAUGAUAUUUCGAUAACGGACGCGGAUACAUUACUUGAGGAGGAUGACGUAUUGGUUUCAUCACUAUCCCAUGCCGGCUCCGAGCCUGAAUUUUUCCCGGAAUCGGAGGAGGAGGAGUACGAAGAGCAUGAACGUGACAGUCACGUGACUAGCGGCAGCAGUGAAGACGAGAGCGAGGGCGACAGUCACGUUAAUGAUCACAGCAAGAGUAGUGAAGAUGACGAUGAAUUCAACAGCAGUAAUGAAGAUACACACACUGGUGACAAUGAAAGCAGCGAAGUUGAUAGCAACGACUAUGGUGAGGAUAGCAGAGACAGUGAAAGCAACGAAAACAGUAACGAUGAUAAUGAUAAAAGUGAUGAAGACAGUGAUGCUGACAGCAAAGAAAGUGAUGGCGAUAGUGACGGUGAUAGCAAAGAAAGUGAUGACAGUGCCGGUGACAGCAAAGAAAGUGAUGGCGAUAGUGACGGUGAUAGCAAAGAAAGUGAUGACAGUGCCGGUGACAGUAAAGAAAGUGAUCAGAGUGACGAUGAGAGCAAUGAAAGUGAUGACAAUAAUAAUGUCGACAGCAAAGACAGUGAGGGCGAUAGCGACGAUGAUAGUAACGAAAAUGAUGACGACAGUGAUGAUGACAGCAAAGACAGUGAUAGCGGUAACGACGAUGAAAGCAAUGAAAGUGAUGACGAUAGUGAUGAUGACAGCAAAGAAAGUGAUGACGACAGUAAUGAUGACAGCAAAGAAAGUGAUGACGACAGUGAUGAUGACAGCAAAGAAAGUGAUAACGAUAGUGAUGAUGACAGCAAAGAAAGUGUUAGCGACAGUGACAAUGACAGCAAAGAAAGUGAUGACGACAGUGAUGAUGACAGCAAAGAAAGUGAUGACGAAAGUGAUGAUGACAGCAAAGAAAGUGAUGACGACAGUGAUGAUGAGAGCAAUGACAGCGAUGACGAAAGUGAUGAUGACAGCAAAGAAAGUGAUGACGAUAGUGAUGAUGACAGCAAAGAAAGUGAUAGCGGCAGUGACGAUGACAGCAAAGAAAAUGAUAAGAGUGAUGGUGAGAGCAAUGACAGCGAUGACGAGAGUGAUGAUGACAGUAAAGACAAUGAUAGCGGCAGUGAUGAUGACAGCAAAGAAAGUGAUGACGAUAGUGAUGAUGACAGCAAAGAAAGUGAUAGCGACAGUGACGAUGACAGCAAAGAAAAUGAUAAGAGCGAUGAUGAGAGCAAUGACAGCGAUGACGACAGUGAUGAUGACAGCAAAGACAAUGAUAGCGGCAGUGAUGAUGACAGCAAAGAAAGUGUUAGCGACAGUGACGAUGACAGCAAAGAAAGUGAUGACGAUAGUGAUGAUGACAGCAAAGAAAGUGAUAGCGGCAGUGACGAUGACAGCAAAGAAAAUGAUAAGAGUGAUGAUGAGAGCAAUGAAAAUGAUGACGAUAGUGAUGAUGACAGCAAAGACAGUGAGGGCGAUAGCGACGAUGAUAGUAACGAAAAUGAUGACGAUAGUGAUGAUGACAGCAAAGACAGUGAUAGCGGCAGUGACGAUGAGAGCAAUGAAAGUGAUGACGAUAGUGACGAUGACAGCAAAGAAAGUGAUAAGAGUGGCGAUGAGAGCAAUGACAGUGGUGACGACAGUGAUGAUGACAGCAAAGACAGUGAGGGCGAUAGCGACGAUGAUAGCAACAAAAAUGAUGACGAUAGUGAUGAUGACAGCAAAGAGAGUGAGGGCGAUAGCGACGAUGAUAGUAACGAAAAUGAUGACGAUAGUGAUGAUGACAGCAAAGACAGUGAUAGCGGCAGUGACAAUGAGAGCAUUGAAAGUGAUGACGAUAGUGACGAUGACAGCAAAGACAGUGAUAAGAGUGGCGAUGAGAGCAAUGACAGCGGUGACGAUAGUGAUGAUGACAGCAAAGACAGUGAGGGCGAUAGCGACGAUGAUAGCAACGAAAAUGAAGAUGAUAGUGAUGAUAACAGCAAAGACAGUGAUAGCGACAGUGACGAUGAGAGCAAUGAAAGUGAUGACGAUAGUGACGAUGACAGCAAAGAAAGUGAUAAGAGUGGCGAUGAGAGCAAUGACAGCGGUGACGAUAGUGAUGAUGACAGCAAAGACAGUGAGGGCGAUAGCGACGAAGAUAGUAACGAAAAUGAUGACGAUAGUGAUGAUGACAGCGAAGACAGUGAUAGCGACAGUGACGCUGACAGCAAUGACAGCGAUGACGACAGUAAUGAUGACCGCAAAGACAGUAAUAGCGGCAGUGACGAUGAGAGCAAUGAAAGUGAUGAUGAUAGUGACGAUGACAGCAAAGAAAGUGAUAAGAGUGGCGAUGAAAGCAAUGACAGCGACGACGAUAAUGACGAUGAAAGCAAUGAAAGUGAUGACAAUAGUGAUGAUGACAGCAAGGACAGUGAUGGCGAUAGUGACGAUGAUAGCAAAGAAAAUGUCAACAGUGAAGACGACAGUAAAGAAAGUGAUGACAAUAGCGACGAUGAGAGCAAGGACAGUGAUGGCGAUAGUGACGAUGAUAGCAAAGAGAAUGUCAACAGUGAAGACGACAGUAAAGAAACUGAUGACAAUAGCGACGAUGAGAGCAAUAAAACUGAUGACGAUAGUGAUGCUGAUAGCGAUGAUGACAGCAAAGAAAAUGAUAGCAAUAGUGACGAUGAUAGCAAAGAGAAUGAUGAAAACACUGAUGAUGACAGCAAAGACAGUGAUAAUGAUAGCAAUGAAACUGAUGGUGAUAGUGAUGAUGAAAGCAAAGAAAGUGAUAAGAGUGACGAUAAGAGCAAUGAUAGCGAUAAAGACGAUGACGAUGAGAACAAUAUAAGCGAUGACGAUAGUGACGAUGACACCAAAGAAAGUGAUGACGACAGUAACGAUGACAGUAAAGAAAAUGACGAUGACAGUGACAAUAACAGCAAGGAAAAUGAUGGCGAAACGAAAGGAGAUAUCAAUAUCGAAUCUCUACUGAACGAUUUAGUAGGUGAUGAUUUGGACGACAAUGACCAGAAAUCGUCUGGCAGAGAGAAUGACGACAACAACAACGAUGAUGAUGAUGAUGAUGAUGAUGAUGAUGAUGAUGAUGAUGAUGAUGAUGAUGAUGACAAGCAUGACAGUAAGGAAAGUAGCAAUGACAUUGAUAGCAAAGAGAGUGAUGAUGACAACGAUGAUGAAAGCGAUAACGACAUGUCUGACGAUUUGGAUGAUGAUGAUGAUGAUGAUGAUGAUGAUGAUGAUGAUGAUGAUGAUGAUGAUGAUGAUGAAAACAGCAAUGAAACCAAAAGUGUGAAAGACAACGAUGAUUCAUCUAACAAUGACGAUGAUAUAAGUAAUCAAAAUGACGAUGAUUCAAAAAAUGACGAAAGUCAAGAGGACAAUGAAAACAACGAUGAUGAAUACGAUGGCAAGAAUGGAGACGGUUAUGAUGAUGGGGACACAAAAGAUAAUGAUGUUGAUAUUGAUGAUGUUUUUUCUGAUAUGCUGAGUGACGUAUUUGUAGAUGGGUCAAAGGUCAAUGUAUUGAAUGACGAGAAUGGAUUUUCGGGAGUAAGUUUCAAUGUCGGUAUGAUAGAUGACACAGACACCACAGGACUUGGCAAUAAUCAGUUAGAUAAUAACGCUAACAUCGGCGAUGCCUCGUUAUCCAGUCCCGUACUCGCAAUGUCUACAAAUGAGGACAGUGAUUUAUUAGGAGAUGCAUUUAACGAUGGUCUCUCAGUAGCCGCCUCAGCAGUUAGUCCAGAUUUUAAUGUGAUGGACCCAAGCUCCUCUGUAGGAAUGAUAUCUGAUCUGUUAAACGAUGGGUUCGUUAACGAUGAUGAUAUCUGGAACAACAAUAAUGUUGACGAUAAUGGUGAUGAUAUAAACGAUGAUGGCAUUUAUGAUCAGAAUAUUGGCUCCAACAAUGACAAUAAUGAUGACGAGGACAUGGAUAAUAAUGAUGAUAAUUAUAACAACGAGGAAAAUAAUUAUAGCAAUGACGAAAAUAACGAUGAUCAAUAUGAAAACGAUGAAAAUGAUGAUCAUCAUUACGAUAACAACGAUGACAAUAACGAGAAUCAUUAUGAAAACAAUGAAAAUGAUGAUAACUACGACAACAACGAUGACAAUAAUGAUGAUCAUUAUGUUACCAAUGAUGAAAAUGAUAACUACGAUAAUAACGAUGACAGUAAUGAUGAUCAUAACGUUAACAAUGAUGAAAAUUAUUAUAACUACGGUAACAACGAUGACAAUAAUGAGCAUAACCAUAACACUGAUGAAAACGAUGAUGAUAACGAUAACAACGAUGAUAACUACGGUAAUGGUUACGAUACCAAUGAUGAUAAUAAUUUCGUCAGUAUCAACGAUAAUAACAAUGAAGAUGACGACGAGCCUUACAACAACUCCCCAAUAGUACAAGCCGCAAGUUUAACAGAAAAUGAUGACGAGGAGUAG
Molecule: messenger RNA, 4689 nt
Organism: Ylistrum balloti
Lineage: Eukaryota; Metazoa; Mollusca; Bivalvia; Pectinida; Pectinidae
Product: dentin sialophosphoprotein-like
Exons: 5
Coding region: 1-4689 (1562 amino acids)
Source: RefSeq, a predicted model, not a curated record